Babesia bigemina is the source of this 723-nucleotide messenger RNA. Its product is annotated as ribosomal protein L21 domain containing protein, putative. Gene Ontology annotation, biological process: translation. Lineage: Eukaryota; Apicomplexa; Aconoidasida; Piroplasmida; Babesiidae. Bases 1 to 723 code for a protein of 240 amino acids. Gene Ontology annotation, cellular component: ribosome; mitochondrial large ribosomal subunit. Gene Ontology annotation, molecular function: structural constituent of ribosome; RNA binding. The transcript has a single exon. The record is from RefSeq and is a predicted model, not a curated record.
AUGUACAGAGGAGCAACAUGGCUGCCAGCACUAUUAUUUAGCACCUGCGCGGUGGCCUUCCUGCGCAGGCAAGGCGCCGCAAGGCUGCCGGUCUCAGGACACUAUCGCAACACGGCGGCGAGCGCCAUCCUCGACUGGCCGGCGCACGACAAGCUCGCGCAGCGCGAGGACGGAUACGACCGCACGGGCUCGUACGCAGUGGUACACAUUUCGGGGGUGCCCAGGUGGCUGGAACGCGGAAGGUUCUACGACGUCAACCGCGUGCAACAGCAGGUGGGCGCCAAUGUCUACCUCCACAGGGUAGCAUUCUUCCAAUCGGAGGAGGGCUGGUACGUACACGGGGAGCCGUACCUCGAAAACGUGCGGGUGCUCUGCAAGGUGCUCAAGCACUUCAGGGGACCCAAGAUGCAUACACUCAAGUUCAGGUCCAAGAAGCACUACAAACGCAAAAUCGGGUUCAGGCCCGAACUCACGCGCCUGCAGGUGGAGGCGUUCGAGGUCAUCCCUCACGGCGAGCGCUGGGUCGACGAGGACCCGAUAUAUGUGCCCCUGACGAGGAUAGAGCAGCUGAGGAGGCCGAGUCUCGAGCUGCCCAAACUCAAGCGAAACACAAUAUACAGACUCACGGAGACCGAAAAACGCAUGUUGGAGGGAGAUCCGCUCGCGCAUUUCGACCCCGUGUAUAACCAAAUCUUUGUCGCAAACCGGACAAUGCAGUUGUAA